CUUUUUACCAUUUGAUAUUUCUACUGAAUAAGUUCAUGGAUGGCCUAAAAAAUGUCAUUAUCUUCCCAAAACGAUCAAAUAAAACCUUAGACGUUAUCGCUAUUAUUAUUGAAUGACCAGAUGUUUUGUUUAAGCAAGUUUGGGUAAAUCAUUCACUGACGACAGAACCAGGAUGUGUGUGCUCUUCAUUCCAAAAACAAUCCUUAGCCUUUGAGAACACACAUACAUUUUGAAGAGCUGCUCGCAAGCCUAUUUUGUGAUCCUAAAACUUCAUUUGGGGAUUUUCAGUAAGACUCAACAAUGGGUAGGGCGACAACAGGGAUUCUUUGGUUGAUGCUAACUCUGGGAGUCGUCACAGCUCAAAUAGGUAAGGUGGAUCGGACACUGCCCCAGUGGCUGACAGGCAUCAUAGCUGUGGGUGUGUUUCUCUUCCUCAUCUUCGUGGCGUUUCUGGUCAACAAGGCCUGGUGUCAGGACUCAAGGCUGGAGACCAAAGAAUGUGAGUGUGUGGAGACCACUGGCUAUGCCAAGACCAACAGAGACAACUAUAAUACCAGUCUGGAUACAGUCAGGAACGGAGAUGACGAGGGUGCAUAUGAGAACAUGGCCCUUGAAAGUGUGGAGGACAAAGCCACUGCCAUGUGACCGAUAAGAACCCAUACAAGACACCAAUGUGUAUCAGUUUGUCGUGGACACACACACGGGCCUAAAGUGUGAUUCAACGCUUAAUAGACCUGAAAAAUUAAAUUAAAAAGGUAAAUUCUCAUAACAAUGGAAGCAACUGAAAUAUUUGCUAUCAGUGUAUGAAUGAGACGUGGUGGUACAAGGGAAUAAAUUCACUUCGAGAUCAGAGGUAGGACAUGGUGGAAAUGAUUGUGCUCCCCUUGUAUUUAAUAAAACAUCAUCAAACAAUUA
Oncorhynchus kisutch (coho salmon) is the source of this 915-nucleotide messenger RNA. RefSeq names its product PDZK1-interacting protein 1. Bases 301 to 645 code for a protein of 114 amino acids. The transcript is spliced from 4 exons. The record is from RefSeq and is a predicted model, not a curated record. Lineage: Eukaryota; Metazoa; Chordata; Actinopteri; Salmoniformes; Salmonidae.